GUCGGCUUAUGCUGCAAAUCGGCCGGGAGCAUUGGUGUACGUUGAAAAGAACGAGCGGACCAAUAUCAAUCACUUCUUUGGACAUGUGAAUGAUGUUGGCCUCACUGAAGCUGAUGUAAUAGAUUAGUGGGAUCUUAGAGAUGAGGUCCUUAAAAACCCUUUGUUACGGCCAGAUAAGCUUGGUCCUUCUACCAAAUACUGGUAGAAUCCGUAAUCAUUUCGUGGUGGAAGUUGAUAUAAAACAUACAAAAGGCCAUAAUAGAAACCAGAAAGUGUUGAAUUGGUCAUAUUAUCACUGUGGAAUCGAACGCAUAAGCGGUAAUGUGCGGGGCCAUAGAUUGGUUAUAAGGAUCACAAACCCUUUCAUGCAGUACACCAAAACUGGACGCCUGUAAGCCUCAUUCUGUCCUUAUCGAACCAUACAUUGAGCCUCC
This is a messenger RNA of Aspergillus ruber CBS 135680, 434 nucleotides long. RefSeq lists its product as uncharacterized. The coding region runs from base 141 to 395 and encodes 84 amino acids. Lineage: Eukaryota; Fungi; Ascomycota; Eurotiomycetes; Eurotiales; Aspergillaceae. The record is from RefSeq and is a predicted model, not a curated record. The transcript has 2 exons.